AUGGAACCUCAGCCCUCGACACCUCGCAGAGGUCGUCCACCAAGAUCUGUAAGGAAUGAUUGUCAUACCUGUGUUGCCCGCCGGUGGAAGUGCGACCGUGUCCGUCCGCGCUGUGGAAAUUGUGAGAAGUCUGGCAACACUUGCGGUGGAUUUACAGUACAACUCUCCUGGCAACCAGGAUUCUCCCUCGAAAAGAAGCCAGUCAAGCGGUCGAUUGCACGGAGGUCUAGAUGGAGGGGAUAUGACGACGCUUCGGGCCCACGCCAGUUGGAAUUCAUCAGUGAGCAUCUUGUGGAAUCGUCCCUCGAUUAUGGCGAAACUCGCGCGCCGCCCGCCCCUCGAAGUUCUUCGCAAGCAGCCAACAGGACACAGCAACGUCCGUCGUCCAAUGAUGAAUCUACUGCUAGCAAUUCUCGUCUUCCGGACAUAGGUAUGCCUGGUCACGAAUCUGAUAUGAUGAACGCUCGAGCAGACCCAAGCGCGGAAGACAUUUACAUGUACAAUGAAAACACCAGUGUGCCGGAGCCCGACAACCUCAAUGAGUUGGGUGCAGAAGAAUUCUAUUCAGACAACGAGAUUCCCAUUGUAGCGGCGCCUUUGGACCUCGAUGAGCCAACGUCAUUCAACACGAUCCUCCUGCCUUCGUCCCCGAACUCACCAAUCAACGAGCAAGAGUUCCAUCUCGAUCCCAAUUAUGUUGAAAAUCAGAGCCAAGUUGGAAUACCUUCUGACAUGAUGUUCGACUCCGAAUCAACGAUUGACGAGCUCGCCGAUGGUCUUGAUGGAUCUGAGACCGUCACAAGCCCAGAGCUCUCACAUCGACCUUUUGCCGCAGCCUCCAUGGAUAUACGGGCAUCGUUGUACCAUUUCCUUCAAACUAUUCCCCCUCGUCCUCUAUAUACCGGGCAGUUUGAGUGGCUGGAACCUAUUUUCGAGAGGUACAAUAAUGAGUUCUGCCUUAUCCCGUUGACUUCGGACAUGCCGGCGAACCCAUUUCGGUCUCCCAUGAACGCCUUACAAAAGUCUGGAUAUCUCCUACACGCCGUACUUGCUUUGGCAUGUCACCACACGGACCAUUCGUCGCUCAGCAGCAGCGGACGACAUCAGCUUUCAGAGGCGGUAAUAAAUCACAGUCAAAUUGCCCUUCAGUUGUUCCGCCAAGCCCUCAACAAUGAUAACAUUAUCCAAAUCGCUGCCUCAUUACUUGACACGAUUAUUACUUUAUUCUCUCUGGAUGAAGCAUACUCGCUACUCGGUAGCUGGACGACGCACCUCACUGGCGCUUACAACGUCGUGCAGCUAAGUGGUGGCGUAGAGGCCUGGACGAGAAACCCUCGUACUGCGGUUCAGGUUGCACUUCUUACCUGGUGGGAUGCAGUGAUCAGCUUGGUCAACAGAACCCCAUGCAUCUUUCCCUACGAAUAUUUUGAAUCAGUUCUGGCCUGCGCGGACGACCGAUUUUUCACGUAUUUUGGACUAUGCGGCUGCCCACGCAGUCUUGUGGUCCCGCUGGUUCAGCUGGCACAUCUGGCAGAAGAAAAGCAAAAGUCCGCGUCUAUGCGCUGGGUUUCCUUCGAUGACAGCCUCGUUUUAGAAAUCGAACAGUCCCUUGAAACCUGGAGUCAUAAACCCUCUGACACAGCGUUCGACGAUGAAGAGAAGGUGCACCAAGAUGUGGAUCGACUUCACUGUUCUGAGGCAUGGCGCAACGGGCUCCUCCUCUACAUCUACCGCGUGUUCCGGUGGACGCCUGGCGAUAGACCUCCAGGCUGGGUGAUUUAUCGCGCCAGGACUGUUUUGGAUCAUGCCUGUUCAUGCCGUGACGACCAGUUCGUUGCUAGGCAAGCUCUACUUCCUCUAUUCUUCGCAGGUUGCGAGAUGUUUGAUCCCUCCGCGCGCAAUACUAUCAGAGAACUCUGUUCUGCCUGGCAUGAUCGGACUGGAUAUUAUAUGUUUGGUGGCAUGAUUCCCUUACUGGAAGAAGUCUGGACGGCUCAAGCCACUCAUGGCCCUGAGCAAGUGUGGUGGGGUCAGAUCGUGGACGUAAAAGGUCGCAAAGAUUCUCAGAACUUGCUCCAGAUCCGAAUUUGUUUUGGCUGAUUGCCAUCCUGGCCCAUGAUCCUUGGGACUCAUUUCAGAUAUUGGAUAUGCUGCGGUUUGCAGCCUCUCUCGCCCCGGGCAACGCUGCGGACACACACAUUUCGAAUGUGCCUGCCGCAAGAGUCUCAACUCCGACCGCCACCCACGCAGGGCGAUGGAUGCCCAUGUACUCUUUGGCCACGGAUGCCAGCAGAUCGGUAACACCUUCAUCCACGCCGCCAACGUGAUAAGAUGUCACUUUGUAGACUGAGCCCCAGAUCUGGUCUGCCGUCAAACUUGGAUCGCAUGCGUGGAUCGACCGUUCCACGUUCUAGGACGUGACCAGGUGUCAGUUCUGACGUAUCUCGGUGGACAAAUUUCCUGGAGACGUACUUUGAACGCGAGCACCAUUUGCUCGCGGAGGUCGACCUUCAUAUUCCUUUCCUCGUCCAUGCCAACAUGGCCUGAGGUCACGACCAGCCGAGCUCCAGCCGAGAUACAGACCGCUGCCGAAAGGCCAUAUUUUUCUGCUAUCGUCUCGUAUCCUGGAUAGUUGACGCAACGAAUGUGAGACAUCUUGCCUUUAUACGCUCGGAGGGCCUCGAGGUCAACGACUUUAU
Exophiala oligosperma is the source of this 2699-nucleotide messenger RNA. RefSeq lists its product as uncharacterized. The coding region runs from base 1 to 2100 and encodes 699 amino acids. The record is from RefSeq and is a predicted model, not a curated record. The transcript has 4 exons. Gene Ontology annotation, molecular function: zinc ion binding; transcription cis-regulatory region binding; DNA-binding transcription factor activity, RNA polymerase II-specific. Gene Ontology annotation, cellular component: nucleus. Gene Ontology annotation, biological process: positive regulation of transcription by RNA polymerase II. NCBI's taxonomy places the organism in Eukaryota, Fungi, Ascomycota, Eurotiomycetes, Chaetothyriales, Herpotrichiellaceae.